AACACGAGGCCACUGAGCAGCAAAUUAAGUCACAGGUGGUGUGGUGUUUUUAUGUGAAUAUAUAAAUGUGACAUCUCUGGUAUCAUUUUCUAUAAAUUAAGCUUAUACGUUUCCACAUUCAUAGUUGUCUGGCCUCUUUGUAUAAUUUGCAUCCUAGCUUUGGUCUUAUAGUUAUUAGUUAGAGCUUACAAAGUAAAUAACAAUGAAGCGGCCAUGUAGUUCCAGCGGUUAUUACUUUUGUCUAAUGAAUAUGUUCCUGUUGCUUUUGCCAGUAAGGUCCCAACUGACAACAGACUUCUAUAAGUCAUCAUGUCCUAACCUUUCCAAAAUAGUAAGAAGAGAGGUUCAAAAAGCUCUAAUGAAUGAGAUUCGAAUGGCUGCUUCUUUGCUUCGCCUUCACUUUCAUGAUUGCUUUGUGAAUGGUUGUGAUGGAUCGAUACUACUAGAUGGUGGUGAUGAUGGAGAGAAAUCUGCUGCUCCUAACCUGAACUCUGCUAGAGGAUAUGAGGUUGUAGAUACAAUCAAAAGUUCAGUGGAGAGUGCAUGUAGUGGGGUUGUCUCCUGUGCUGAUAUAUUAGCCAUUGCUGCCAGAGAUUCUGUUUUCCUAAGUGGUGGUCCUUUUUGGAAGGUUCCGCUAGGACGAAGAGAUGGAACAGUCUCAAACGGAACACUGGCAACUGAGGUGCUUCCAGCGCCAUUUGAUCCAUUGAAUACCAUCAUUUCAAAGUUUACUAAUAUGGGCCUUAAUCUCACUGACGUUGUUUCUUUAUCAGGUGCCCAUACAAUUGGCCGAGCAAGGUGUACACUGUUUAGCAAUAGAUUAUUCAACUUCUCAGGAACAGGUGCACCAGACAGCACACUAGAAACUGGCAUGCUCUCUGACCUGCAAAGUUUGUGUCCUCAAAAUGGAGAUGGAAAUGUUACUACAGUCCUUGAUCGGAAUUCAUCGGAUCUAUUUGACAUUCACUACUUCAAGAACCUGCUCAGUGGAAAGGGGCUUCUCAGUUCUGACCAGAUUCUAUUUUCUAGUGAUGAAGCUAAUUCAACAACAAAACCUUUAGUCCAAAGCUAUAGCAACGAUAGUGGACAAUUCUUUGGGGACUUUGCCAACUCUAUGAUCAAGAUGGGGAAUAUAAAUAUUAAGACUGGGACUGAUGGAGAGAUUAGGAAAAACUGCAGAGUGAUAAAUUCUCAGUAAUAUGAUAAGAAACGCUUUGCAAGAUAUGGAAUAAGCAGAAGAUGCGGUGUCUUCCUGUUACAUUAGGUAAUUUAGGUUGGUGUUUAUAUAUGUUACUCAAAAUGGAAUUUGUAGGUGGAAAUGUGCUUUUCAGAUGAAUGUGAGCAACUUAACCCGACAAAAGAUAAAUUAAAGAUAGUAUCAACGAUUCCCUCGUUUUAUGUUAUGUGCACCAGUUUUUUUCUA
This is a messenger RNA of Glycine soja, 1423 nucleotides long. Its product is annotated as peroxidase N-like. The coding region runs from base 203 to 1198 and encodes 331 amino acids. The transcript has 4 exons. Gene Ontology annotation, molecular function: peroxidase activity; heme binding. NCBI's taxonomy places the organism in Eukaryota, Viridiplantae, Streptophyta, Magnoliopsida, Fabales, Fabaceae. Gene Ontology annotation, biological process: hydrogen peroxide catabolic process; response to oxidative stress. The record is from RefSeq and is a predicted model, not a curated record.